Anthonomus grandis grandis is the source of this 1378-nucleotide messenger RNA. It is a transcript of the gene spict, whose product is annotated as magnesium transporter NIPA2. Gene Ontology annotation, molecular function: magnesium ion transmembrane transporter activity. Bases 284 to 1285 code for a protein of 333 amino acids. Gene Ontology annotation, biological process: magnesium ion transport. Lineage: Eukaryota; Metazoa; Arthropoda; Insecta; Coleoptera; Curculionidae. The transcript is spliced from 4 exons. Gene Ontology annotation, cellular component: membrane. The record is from RefSeq and is a predicted model, not a curated record.
AAAAAAAAUAAUAAUAAACAUUAUUGAGCGGCUUUGUUUAUUUACCUUCGUCCUACUAUAAAAUUCUUAUUAUUAGUAUUUCACGGUAUUAAAAGAUCACGGCAUCCAGUGAGUGAAAGAAUGAUAUUUUUUAGGAAAUUGGUAUUGGAGCCAUCAUUGAAACUAACACGAUUUAUUAGAUAAAACCAGUAAAUCCACUUAGGUAUUUCUAAUCUUGAUAAGUGAUUAAAUCAUCCACAUGCCUAAUUAUUUAUCUGAGCAGUGAGUCAUAGAAAAACAAAAAAUGUCCACUGAUAUUGUAACCUCCAGUAAUUUAAAAAAUGAGCUAAGCAAGCCAGAUUUUUACAUAGGAUUAGCUCUAGCAAUUAGUUCCUCAAUAUUCAUUGGCUCCAGUUUUAUAAUCAAGAAAAUAUCACUGAAAAGACUUGGUAAAGGGGGCCUCCGUGCUGGAGCAGGUGGAUAUGGUUACCUAAAAGACUGGACAUGGUGGAUUGGUUUUUUAACUAUGGGUAUUGGAGAACUAGCCAACUUUGGAGCUUAUGCUUUUGCUCCUGCAUCCCUUGUAACUCCUCUCGGAGCAUUAUCAGUUUUAGUUUCAGCCUUAUUGGCUUCCAGGUUUCUAAAUGAAACCUUAACUACUCAUGGAAAGAUGGGUUGUAUUCUCUGCAUUCUGGGAUCGAUUGUUAUAGUGAUCCAUGCUCCACAUAGUGAAGAAUUUGAGUCGAUCGAUGAAUUGUUUAAGAAGCUGAUUGAAGCAGAUUUUCUCUAUUAUGUAUUUAUAGUUGCUGUGAUCAUCAUUUCAAUAGUGUUCUACAUAGGACCGAGAUAUGGAACAAGAUAUGUAGCUGUAUAUGUAGCGUUGUGCUCAGCUACAGGAAGUUUGACGGUCAUGUCCUGUAAAGCUAUGGGUUUGGCAAUUAGGAGUGCUGUAUCAGGUCAGCUACCAACCCAGGAUCUCUGGAUCGUCUUUCUUCUCCUUCUUGCAGUGAUUGCCUUUAUUUGCAUGCAAAUGAACUACUUAAAUAAAGCUUUGGAUAUUUUUGACACUACUAUAGUCACACCCAUUUAUUACGUCAUGUUCACGACAAUGGUGAUAGUGGUGUCAGCAAUUUUAUUCAAAGAAUGGUCAAGGAUGAAUGUACAGAGCAUUUUCGGAGCCCUUUGUGGAUUCGGAAUCACCGUAGUGGCGAUAGUGCUGCUUGGCAGUGGUCAGAAGGAGAAACACUCUUUUACUAGGGGUACUAGUGUUAGGGAAUAUGGAAGUCAUCACGUUUAUGUGUCUUAAUUAGACAUGCCUCAUAUUUCUUUCAAUGUGAUUUUACGAGACAAGUAUUUAAAAAUAAUUAAUUAAGGAAAAAAUUAAAGGAGUUUUACCGAA